Messenger RNA from Sphaeroforma arctica JP610, 342 nucleotides. RefSeq lists its product as hypothetical. The transcript is spliced from 2 exons. The record is from RefSeq and is a predicted model, not a curated record. The coding region runs from base 1 to 276 and encodes 91 amino acids. Lineage: Eukaryota; Ichthyosporea; Ichthyophonida.
AUGGGCGGACGUAGUAUUUCAGUACCUGGCGCGAGGACUCUACCUGUAGCCCCUUCCGACAGUCCAUUGCCAUACCAUCUCGCACAAGCUGCCGCUACAACACAGCAGAACACACCUGGAUUUGAUGAUAGAAAUGAUGUGUCAUACUCUGAUAUGCAUGCAAUAGAGCAGGCCGGGCGAAAUUCUAUGUCCUCUGUGGAUGAUUACGAAUCUGACGAAGAGAUUUACGAGGACGCGGACAAAUUCCAAGAGUGCAUUUACGAGAGCUUCUCAUAGACCGACAUCAAUCAACAACGUUGGCGGGACGGGGAUCGUGCUAACACACCUCGCUAGUCAAUACGA